AUGCUUUUUUCAAUAGGAUUUCGUCCAAUUGAACCUGGAUCAGGCGUGGAGUUCAGCAAAGCCCUCGGCGGAAACCGUGUCCGUGAGCAGUUCACAGUGAUUCUUUUGACCUACAAUCGUGAUGCAGUAUUAUCGGCUUCUCUGGAGCGACUCCACCGGCUUCCUUAUCUAAAUAAAGUCAUCGUCAUCUGGAAUAAUGUAGCUAGGGAACCCUUGGGAGCUUGGCCUCGUCUGCAUGUACCCGUUGAGUUCAUAAAGGUAGCUAAGAAUAGUCUCAAUAACCGGUUUGUGCCGUGGGAUCGAAUAACUACAGAAGCGGUGCUUUCGCUUGAUGAUGACAUCGACUUGAAACAACACGAGAUCGUGUUUGCGUUCAGGUUAGUUUGCGAUUUACGCGGUAAACUGGCUAGACCAUAG
Molecule: messenger RNA, 417 nt
Organism: Strongylus vulgaris
Lineage: Eukaryota; Metazoa; Nematoda; Chromadorea; Rhabditida; Strongylidae
Source: the annotation of a GenBank genome assembly